AUGUCCUCAACUCCAAUCGCACUCAAGCAGCCGAUCGCCAUUCGGCCCGAACAUAUUGCGUCGUCCCUUACAACCAUCAGAAUCAAGCAACACAGUAAGAGCUGGUCCGGAGGCGACUUCACCAUCUCAACCUGUCAAGGCGAAGAAGGAUCUGUCACUAAACUAUUCUCUGUUGACGGUGAUUUUGGAUCCUUGAGUCAGCGACGGCAUUUUCGAGAUUCCUCUGGUCUGCCCUUAUUUGAGCUCCAUCGUAAAAGGUCCGGUGUGACGUGGUUUGUCCACCUACCUAGUGACAAAAACGAUGACGAGCCUAUUGCCACAAUCGCAACGAAAUGGAGUGCUUUCAAGGACAAGUUUGACGUUCAUAUCAAGAAUGCUGCUGCAUCCGGAGAGGACACGGUCAUAGAAGUCCGCGGAAAGGAUAUAUGGAAAGUGAAAACGCAUGUCUACCAAAAUGGGGCACUGGUGAUGAUGGCAAAACUUACGGACAUGCUGUCGGUAUAUGUACCAGGGAAACGCCCUGAGUGGGAGCUGACGGUUGCAGAAGGCUUUGAUCUCUCGCUGGCAUCGAUUAUUGGCGUGCUCCUGGCCACCUUGCUUAAGUAUAGUAGCAUGCCGUCGUCGUAUUCCCCUAAGAGCCAGAAAGACGACGUUAUAUCGACGAGAAAUGAAAAAGGCAAGAUGCCGUGA
Aspergillus luchuensis is the source of this 690-nucleotide messenger RNA. RefSeq lists its product as uncharacterized. The transcript is spliced from 2 exons. Lineage: Eukaryota; Fungi; Ascomycota; Eurotiomycetes; Eurotiales; Aspergillaceae. The record is from RefSeq and is a predicted model, not a curated record. The coding region runs from base 1 to 690 and encodes 229 amino acids.